AUGAAGCUAUUCCAGAUUGACGAUCCCCGUGAGGUCGUCCCGAUCGGUUGCCGACUACUGAAGCUGUUCGGUCUGGGACGUGACGAAAAGCUGAAGCUUCUCUACUGGGUCCAGUGUGUCUUUUAUCUGAUGUUUAGCAUUAUAUCACGCCUCUUGGUACCGAUCAACGAUACGAAAAUGUUGCUUAGGCUGGGCUCCGAGUUCGCCUUUGUCUCGUACCAAUACUCCCAGAUUUUGGGCCUGUAUUUUCGACGUCGCUAUCUGUAUCGGCUGGUGGAUUUGCUUCAAACCUGUAUAAACAAAGAGUACUCGGAAUCGAUCGAUCAAUUUGUGAUCAAAUCGAAUGCCAAAAUCCACAAACUGUCCAUAACCUGCUGCAAAUACUUUACCAUUGCGUACGUUCUGUACUGUACAAUGCCACUGAUAGCAUCGUCCGCUGUGUACGUACGCAACCAGCGCAACAGGACGGCAGAACCGGAAGAGUUUAUCAUUUCCAGCGAGAUAAACCUCUUCAACCUAAACAUUCGCUUCAAUCUGCUACACUUUUCGUUUUAUACGAUCGUUAUCUCUCUGUUAUCGUUAACAUCCGCUCUUUCACUGUGCAUCAAGGACAUAAUGGAUGUGGCCGCCAUCAAAACCACUUGCUUACUGUUUCAAACGACGGCCAUGCAGAUUCGCGAACUAAAAGAUCACAUCUCGCAGGCACAGCUAACCGCCGUCAUCAAGUCGCAUCGGGACACCUUGUUGUGCGCGCAAUAUCUGCAGGAAGCUCUCAAUCUAUCGCUUCUGUUUCAGCUCACGUUUUGCAGCUUGAUAUGGUGUCUGAUGAUGUUCUACAUUUUGUUGAUGGGGUUUGACUCAAGAAUUUUGAACGUUCUCAUACUACUGCUCAUAGUGACGGUAGAGACCUACACGUACUGUACACUCGGAACGCAGCUGACAGAUAAGGUAAGAAAUACACAACCGGAUGGGGGCAAAGCUAACGUCAUAUUUUUGCUUCAACUCAAGGGUGAAGAGGUCCUGAUGGCGCUCCAGCAGCUCGCUUGGUACGAUCAGUCGAUUCCGAUUCAAAAGCAGCUUCUCUUCAUGAUUCGACGCUCGCAGAAACCGAUCAUCCUAAGCGCUGGCAAGAUUUUCUACGCCAGUGUGCUGCAGUUCAGUGAGAUGGUGCAAAAGUCUUACUCGUUUUAUUUGGUACUGAAAAAUGUGUUUUAA
Anopheles merus is the source of this 1215-nucleotide messenger RNA. RefSeq lists its product as uncharacterized. The record is from RefSeq and is a predicted model, not a curated record. NCBI's taxonomy places the organism in Eukaryota, Metazoa, Arthropoda, Insecta, Diptera, Culicidae. Gene Ontology annotation, biological process: detection of chemical stimulus involved in sensory perception of smell; sensory perception of smell. The transcript has 3 exons. The coding region runs from base 1 to 1215 and encodes 404 amino acids. Gene Ontology annotation, cellular component: plasma membrane. Gene Ontology annotation, molecular function: olfactory receptor activity; odorant binding.